AUCCUCUCUGCUGGCUCCAGUCAUCAUAACAAUAUAGUACAGAACACCUGGGACUCUCUGGUACCUCAGAGCUGCGGCUGUCCGUACUGACCGCCAGCCUGUCUGCUGCAGGUGCUGCUGUCAUUUGCUGAAAGCGGACGAUUGCUUCGGUUGCGUUUGCUGGAGGCUUCCAAGAAGAAUUGAAGGUAGUCCAAUAUGGGUGGAGAACGGAAGCCUCCCCAAGCUAUUCAGGCCCAAAAACUGGCAGGAAUUCUGCGGGAGGACAGUGAAGGUGUCUUGGUGAUUGACUGCCGAUCUUUUAGCGAAUAUAACAACCUCCAUGUUGUAGGCUCUGUAAAUUUGUGUGGCUCCAAGCUGGCACGAAAACGCCUUCUCAAGGAGUUACUUGUGUUGCCACAUCACCCCAAGAUAGAUUCUUCAUUUGAGAAGCAAGUGGUUGUCUAUGACCAGGGGAACCAGGAAGUAUCAAAUUGUAACUUUGUUUCAUUAGUGGUGGGGAAGUUGGAGAAGCAGUACCGCUGUGUAUCACUGCUAGAAGGUGGCUUUGCUGAGUUUUCUUCUCAGUACCCAACCUUGUGUGAAGGCAGAACAUCAAGUAUCCUGCAUGCCAGCAUAUCUCAGCCCUGCCUCUCCACGUCUACGGUUUCUGUGACUCGGAUCUUGCCACACCUUUACCUUGGCUCUCAGAAUGAUGUAAUGAAUCAGGAGGUGAUUAAUCAGAAUGGAAUCACUCAUGUUCUGAACGUCAGUUACAGCUGUCCAAAGCCGGUCUUCAUUCCCGAUAACCACUUCCUACGCAUCCCCAUCAAUGACAGCUACUGCGAAAAAAUCCUGCCCUGGCUCAGUGCAGCUGUUGACUUCAUAGAAAAAGUGGAACUUUUAAAUGGAAAGGUUUUAGUUCACUGCUUGGCUGGCAUCUCACGAUCGGCAGCAGUUGCAAUAGCAUAUAUCAUGAGGUCAAUGGGACUUUCACUAGAUGAUGCAUACAGGUUUGUUAAAGAAAAGAGACCCUCCAUUUCUCCCAACUUUAACUUCCUGGGACAGCUCCUUGAAUAUGAGAUGGGGCUUGCAAAUUCUUCACCCUCAAACGCUAAUAAACCAUCUCGUGCUGACAGCCUUACAAAUGGAAAGUGCACUAACCAUCAGUAUAUUGAAGAAGAACCAAAUAAGGGCCAAACUUGCCAAAUGAACUGUAAGGUCACCCCUAAUUCCCAGGAAAUAGAGGUUGCGAUUGAUGCUACAAACAUAACUGAAACCUGUUCUAGGGUUGAGUCAACGCAUACGUCAUUGGAAGGCAGGUUUACAACAAUGGGUAUUUCUUCAGACCAGCGCCGUGACAUAAGUAGCUUAAAACGCUCAUUUUCUCUGGACAUUAAAUCUGUGUACACUCCUUUAUCAUCUUCUGUUGAAAUGCACAAAAACUUUUAUCAUCCAUCCGUGCCCCAGCUGGUAGAAUCACAACCUGUUUCUUCCAAGCCCAUGGGAUUGUGGGAUCGCUUUCUUGGCUUUGGACUAAAUUUUCUGUAUUAUUACUCAGAGGAGGAAGAGGCCAAGGAAAAAUUAGGACAACAAGAAAGACCAGUUGGGAUCUGUGAGCAAAUGGAUGUUCAAGAAAGCUUAAAAAAGAGGCGGGCAAGUACAAAAAACCAUGAUAAUGGACCUCAGCGUCCAUUUUCUUUGAACAUUCCCACCUGUAAAGGCCAAACAAUAUUGAAGGAGAAAAAUAUCGAAGUUGGACCAAGAGUAAGAACAAUCUCUCCCAUACCUCUGUGAGGAAAAGUAUGAGAUUGUCUUCUAUUAUUUAUAACUUCUCAAAGGCUGCUGUGCAUAUGGGACAGAAUAAUGGGGAUCCAUACAAACAAAGAAUUUGUAGAACUUUCUGGCCUAUGGCUAUAUUUUCUUUGCAUGUUCAAGAUCCCUGAAAGACCUGACAAGCAUGCAGAGAAACUGUUUUUAAAUCUUACUUCAUAUUGAAUGAACAGCAAUGGACUACAGUUCUUUUCUGGUAAUGAACAACAUUUUUUGUUUAAGGUGAUGCAGGAAUCACCAGUCAGAUGGCAUCAUAGGUCCAUUGUCCAUUUUACGAGGCUUUGGAAAGCCUGCUUUUUUGAAGCUCUAGUGUGCAAUUUCUUUAUACAGGACUAAAAAGGCAUUUGCACUGUUGCUAUGCUCCAGUGUUAAAGGAGCCUUUUGUAGGUCGGCCAUUGAUUAGCACUGUCUGUUUAAUAAGCUUCUCUACCAUUUACUCUGAAUGAAACUCCCAAGACUAAGGGACAAAGAAUGCGUUAUGUACCUCCUAAUUUAUCCUUUUGGUACUAAUGUGCUGUGUUGUGAACAUCCUGCUUGAAACUUUUAUCUUUUUUCAAAUAUAUGGAAUCCCUUUAAGAUUCUUGUUACAAAAUGGUCCACACAAUUUCAACCUUGUGUAAUGUACAAAGGGUAGUUCUAGUAAACGUUUCGUAUCUAGGUCCUACAUGGAUGUAUGUCCUAGAAGCCAAAUUUGUCUGUGACAAUUUACUACCCUUGUUCUUGUUAAAUUUUAUGUUGCUGUGAAUAUAUUUAAUGGUCCCUUACAUGCCUGGGGUAACCCCCCUCGCAUACAACACACUUAUCCUGCUCUCAGGAUAACAGGAAGUUAAAUGUGUCCUUUAUUAUAAGCAGGUGUUAAAAUUACUUUUUAUUGUUUUUCAUUAUUUAUUCAUAAAUGUGUUUAAUUUCCUUUUGCUUCUGUUAUUACCCAUUGAAGCUGCUAGUUGUUGUAUUGGUAUUUUAGGCUGGCUGCACCUAAUCCUUUGAGUAAAAAUGUAAGCAUGAGGCAAGUGUGAGAAUAUGAAAAUAACAAAAAUCCAUUUUAUGAAGGAGUACGUACUUAGUUAUUUAUUCAUGUAAACAUUAAGAAACACUCAGGUCCCUCUUUCGGGAAAUUGUUACAGGCUACCGCACUAUUAUCUAGUUAUUUAUGUCAGUGCAAGUAUAAAAACAGGAUAUCUUGGGGUCUGCAAUAGCCAAUAAUGUAGCAAGUCGCUAUACAUAAAUGGAUAAAGCAGUUUGGAGUAACCUUGAAGUUACCUUUUGAAAACACGUAUAAAUUUAAGGGCAACGUACUAAAAUAUGCUGUUGAUGCAAAUUGCCUAAAUUCCACUUGUGUAAGCUAUAUAUCAAACAUCCGUGCGCCAAAAUUGUGCAGUGUGUGAGCGUUGUCUUUACAGAGCUAAUGUGGCAUCAUUUUGGCGUACAUAUAUUCUGCAUACUGAGGCAUAUAUGGGCAAAGUGCAACUCUAUAACCAAACUGUGUUCUCCUUAUACUUUAGUAAAUAUAUGCAACCAAAAUGUGGAGUAAACACAAAAUACCUUAGCACUGAGCUGUUUCAGUAUAUUGAAAAUACUUUGCCCUAACUGUCUACAGAGUCAGGUGUUUUUUUUGUGUUUUUUUUUUUUACUUUUGUUAUUUUUGUCUCUUUAGCUUUGCCAUUCAUUGCAUUUAAAAUAAUACCAGUGACUGACGUGAUGAUUGCGAGAUUAUUAUUAUUAUUAUUUAAUAAACUGAUUUGCUUUAAAACUAA
Bombina bombina (fire-bellied toad) is the source of this 3563-nucleotide messenger RNA. Its product is annotated as dual specificity protein phosphatase 8-like. Gene Ontology annotation, cellular component: cytoplasm. NCBI's taxonomy places the organism in Eukaryota, Metazoa, Chordata, Amphibia, Anura, Bombinatoridae. Gene Ontology annotation, molecular function: protein tyrosine/threonine phosphatase activity; MAP kinase tyrosine/serine/threonine phosphatase activity. The transcript is spliced from 7 exons. Gene Ontology annotation, biological process: protein dephosphorylation; negative regulation of MAPK cascade. The record is from RefSeq and is a predicted model, not a curated record. The coding region runs from base 196 to 1773 and encodes 525 amino acids.